Messenger RNA from Plasmodium vivax (malaria parasite P. vivax), 3258 nucleotides. RefSeq lists its product as hypothetical. NCBI's taxonomy places the organism in Eukaryota, Apicomplexa, Aconoidasida, Haemosporida, Plasmodiidae. The record is from RefSeq and is a predicted model, not a curated record. The transcript has 10 exons. The coding region runs from base 1 to 3258 and encodes 1085 amino acids.
AUGGGGUCCCUACUGCUUUAUUCGGUUAUAUUCUGGCUGCUGAUGGGCAGCGUCGUCUGCAUCUACGACGACAGCUUUGCGUUCACUUUUAAGGAGGUGAAAAGGGUGCACACAACCAAAAGUGACCUCCUCAAAUUUGAAAUGGAGCUCGUUUUGUCCUUCAACACGGCAAAGACUGCGAAGGAAUUUUUCCUAACGGCGUUGAUCCCUGCCAAGAACCUGCGCGUGCUGGCCUUCCAAAGAGAAGACGACAAGGCGGUGCAGGAAAAUGUAGAAAUUCGCCUGAACAAGGAAGUUGCCAGAGAAAAAGACCCAUGUGACUACCUAAUAACGUCGAAGAUGUAUCUUCUGAAGCUCUCCACGGAGGAGCUAACGAAAUUUAAAAUACACCGCUACCCCCUUUCGAGCAAAGAGAAGCCCCCGCCUGUCCCCCCCCAAUACGAAUACUCGGAGCACUCGCUAAAAACCUUCCUCCCCAGCGAAGGAACCAUCCACCCCUCAAACUACUUUUUAAAAAUCUCCGUGGAGGUUGCCAAGGGCGGGUUCAGCUCGGACGGCGUUUGGAUUUUCGCCCUCGCCGAAAAGAACAGCUCCAGCACGGGGAACCAAGAGUGCACGGUUUACUCGAGUCAGCUGGCAGAGGUGUUCCUCCCGACGGCCACCCACAACGGCCUCUCCCUCCUGUACUGCAACAGCGCCACCAACGCGGAGCUCCUCAACUUAGUCCCAGACUUACGCCAAAGCUUCGACGUAAAAAUAUUCGCCAACAAAACGUUUUAUGGGGCCCAGGGGGUGAAGUACACGGUUCAAAUGGGCUUAGGCAAAAUCGCGCCUGCGCUGAAGCUGGACCAAGUGGUGAUCCGCCUGAAGAUGCCCCCCGACCUCUGCUACGCCAGCUCCUGCUUCGGUGCGAACGAGGAGGACCCCUGCCGGAACGUAAAGGCGGGCCCCUUCGAGCAGUGCGCGUACACCUUUAGGAACUACGAGUUUGUGUUGAAGUCCAGCGCGGGCCAGGACGCGCCCGACCAAGUGGAAGUGCUGCUCAACAACAUCAACCACCCCCUCGUCAACCUGGAGAGCAACAACGAUUGGAAAAUCAACCUCCUCACCGUGGACAGCUCAAACUUCAUCAUCAGGAGGGAACACAAGGAGAUCCUGGAGAAGGUCUCCAACGACCUGUGCUCUAGGAAGUUCAUCAGCAAAUUUGUGGACGUUCACUCGGACAGCGUCACGUGGAUGAACUCCCACCUCGCCGUGGUGCCCACGCCAGCGCUGACGCCCCUCGUGGUGGAGCCGACCGGCCAGCACGGCCUGCUGGAGGACCCCCUGCUCGUGCAGCUGAAGCUGCGCUUCCCGGAGACGCACCUCUUCAGCAAGUGCAGGGUGGAGCUGAAGACCAUCCACAGCUUCGCGUCAGUCACGAGCAGCAGCGAGCAGAGACUAGACCGCCACAACUUGAAGCUGAUGCUGCCCAACUCGGCAUCCAAGCCAGUCCCAGACGACCAGCACCGAUUGCAUGUCCAAAAGAAAUCCAUCCGAAACGAUGAAUUGAUACAGUUCUCCCUCAACGUUACCAAGUACAACAGUAGGGACUACUGGAAAAUCACCAUUAGCUGCUUAAAUGGGGAGAACGAAUACGUGAGGGAGGCACAGGCCCUGUUUACAUAUCCCCUACCAAAUAAGAAGAUGUUCCUCAGUGACCUUAACUUGGGGGAGGAGCUUGCCAAAAGGACUUACCUCUUCUACCUGCAUGUGUUCCUGUUCGAUGAGAAGGAGGUGGAAAUUAAGUUGUCCCUGCAGGGCAGCUCCACGCCGUUGGUGGCACCCCCCCCGAGUGGAAUGGACGCAAUGGAGACAGCGGAGAGGACGCACCUGACCGACGCGUGCGACGCGUACGUGCACACCUCCUGCUACGAUCUGGUCUACCACGAAUGCUCGAAGGAGAAGCAGACCAUUUCUUAUAAAAUUAAUUCCUACAGAUCGACGGACAAGCACUUCACCGUGUUGUUCCCACUUGUCAUUCCGGAGGGAGAGACGCAGUUCUCCCUACAAAUGAGUCUCGAAACGAAGAAGCACUCCAAACGUGUGCAGAGAGAUCUGCACGUGGACGUAGAGAAGAUGCUAACCCAUAACGCCAAAGCGCCGUGCGUAAAUAACCUAACCGUAGCAUUGCGAAAGUAUCAGUCGUAUGAGUCCCACUUGUUCCUCCUCUUCAGAGCGGUGAAUUGCUAUCGAGUGUAUGAGCCCUUCCUGAUUAACCACCACAACAGUGAAGGCUUCCAUGCAAAGGCGGAUUCGUCACAGCAUGGAGACAAGUUUACCUUCCAGAAAACAUACCGGCAGACAUUCCCUGUAAACUACGAAUCCGUUUCGCAGCUCAUUUUCGAUCAUCACCUGAUUAGCAUCAUCACCAUUAUCCUAAUCGAUGACGCGUUUUUUUUAAACUCUCAAAUGCGAAAUAGAGAAGCGGAAAUUGUAGAAUUUUUAAAAAAAAAAAUGCUCCCCCUUCCGUACAAUAAACACUACGUAGUUAAUUACUCCAACCAAAACCUCCUCAUCAGCAUGUACACAUACGUCGAUGCUGGGAAGGUAAAAAUUGACAUCGUUCAGAAAUCGUCAGACGUCCAACACGUCGUGGCCGCUUUGGAAAAAGUCAUCUCCUUUGCUGAAUAUGUAAAGGCGAAGGAGACACACUACAUGCACAGCGAGUAUAGCAUUUUGUUGCUGACCGACAUCGAAGGAAUGGACACCGUGAGAGGGGCUACAAGUCAAUAUGUCAAAAACGAAAAUGAUGUGGAGAGAAAUUUUUCGAGGAUUUACGUCCUAUCCCUUGAAAAGGGGGAGGACUUCUCCAACAGCAAUGGUAUGCCUGAUGAGUCCAUUCAGAACGUUCAGAAUAUGUACACAUACAAUAAGAAGAAAACGGACCGAAUUUUUUUCACCUCGUUUCACAAUUACACUGUUGAUGAGGAACUCAUGGUACACUACGCCAAGGCAGCCAUCCAAGAUUACAUCCUCCUGCACACACAGAUUUAUAAAACGGCGUGGUACCUAAUAGGCAUAUGCAGGUACAACGUCGUCAAGAACAGCCCCACCACAAGAAAACUGCACUUGUUCUACGUCAACAAGAACGUUAAAACUGUUGAGUAUUCCAUUUCGGCUGAUGAGGCCAAGAGCGUGCUCGACAACUCCUCCGCUGCCUCCUACCAGGACAUGUGCAACAUUUUCACGCAGCUGCAGUUGUUGGGGCAUAGGUAG